Homarus americanus (American lobster) is the source of this 1353-nucleotide messenger RNA. Its product is annotated as neuroligin-2-like. Gene Ontology annotation, molecular function: neurexin family protein binding; signaling receptor activity. Gene Ontology annotation, biological process: synaptic vesicle endocytosis; postsynaptic membrane assembly; presynaptic membrane assembly. Gene Ontology annotation, cellular component: postsynaptic membrane; cell surface; synapse. The coding region runs from base 820 to 1353 and encodes 177 amino acids. The record is from RefSeq and is a predicted model, not a curated record. The transcript has 3 exons. Lineage: Eukaryota; Metazoa; Arthropoda; Malacostraca; Decapoda; Nephropidae.
CCACUCGCGGUGCCGCCUGCCCCUCCUUGCUGCUCGUGGUGCCGACACUGUCUUCUUUCCCUCCCCUGCGGUGGAUUAUCAGAGGGCGGAGGGACGCAGCAGAAGGCUCGGUGGGGGUCGAACGUGUGCUGGAACAAUGCUGAGUGUGAGGGUUCGACACCCACCACACGCCUGUCGACAGUAGUAAGACAGCUCCAGCAGCAGCCAGGUGACGGUGUUAACAGUCCUUAAGGAGGUUUAUAUAUGGAGAACUAAGUAGAGAUCAUACCAGGGAGCCACAGCUGCCAUGAUGUGAGGACCAUAGAUGCACUGCAAACAUUUUUCCUACACACCUGUACACACAGGCUCCGGGAAACAGUGUCGUAACAGUCUUUAAAUGCUGAAAUGACCCCAAGAGAGUGUUAUUCAAAAGUGAACACUAUGAUACGUGUACAAAGUGUCGGUAGUCAUGUGGAGCGUUCCUCAGUUGUUGUGAAGAACAAUAAAGUGCCGAGCCCCGCAAGGAAGGUUCUGCCCUCGUAGUGUGUGGUGAAAGAAAUCCUCUAAGUGUGUAGAGUGAUGAUGUGAGUCACUUGUUAAGCAAUAAAAAGUGAAGGAAAAAGUGGAAGUGAUUAUUGUGAUAAGUUUUGAAGGAAAUUUGUGUUUUUAAGUGUAUUGUGAAUUUCGGUGUAAAUAAAACGAAUUGUGUUUUGAGUGUGGAAAAUACCUCAGCCUAGAGAGCCAAGUUAAUUACCAAAGUUAAUAUAGAAAUGUAUCAGUUGUAAGCCUUUGAAAGAUUUGUGUAGUGAAAUUUUUGUCGGUGUAUAAAUUACUUCCAUUAUGCUACUGUAUGGACUUGAGUGGGCGCGCCUGGUGCCAUGGGCAGGCCCUUGGCGGUUGGUGACGUGGGCGGCAGUGGUGGUAAGCCUGGCCAUGGGUGUGGGUGGGUUCAUGAGGUCAUCACACGUAGUGCAUACCCGCUACGGCCAUCUGCGUGGACUGAUCGUCACACCCAACCACCGAGCUCUUACGCCCGUGGCUGUGUUCCUCGGAGUGCCUUACGCCUCCCCGCCCGUGGGUGCACUGCGGUUCAUGCCGCCCACAAACCCUCUGUCGUGGAACGGCAUCAAGACAGCGGAGAUGCUGCCCCCAGUGUGCCCCCAGAAGCUGCCAGACGUCACCAACAGGAGAGAGGCACUCAAGCGUAUGCCGGAGGGCAGGUACAACUACCUGCAGCGCCUCCUGCCUCUCCUUAGCAACCAGAGCGAAGACUGCCUCCACCUCAACAUCUACACCCCAGUAAUAGUUUCUGAAAGACUAACACGAUCAAGCUUCCUCGUCCCUGAAGAUGUGAGAAUGUUCUCAACUAGUUGA